Eruca vesicaria subsp. sativa (arugula) is the source of this 1213-nucleotide messenger RNA. NCBI's taxonomy places the organism in Eukaryota, Viridiplantae, Streptophyta, Magnoliopsida, Brassicales, Brassicaceae. The record is from the annotation of a GenBank genome assembly.
AUGGAAGCAAUCAGAAAACAAGCUUCAAAGCUCAGAGAACAAGUGGCCAGACAGCAACAGGCUGUCCUAAGACAGUUUGGGGGAGGAGGUUAUGGAGGUUCAGAUACUGUAAUAACCGACGAGGAAGAGUUACAUAGGCAUCAGAAACUUGAGAAGCUUUACAUCUCAACACGUUCUGCUAAGCAUUUUCAACGGGACAUUGUUCGUUGUGUUGAAGGAUCCAUCGUUACAGGAUCCAAACAAGUCGAAAUAGGUAGAAAGUUGUGUGAGGACAGCAGGAGAUAUGGUUCAGGAAAUACAUGUACAAGUGGUGACACACUAACAGGAGCUUCACUAAAUUUCGCAAAUGCUCGCGCUCAAAUGGAGAAAGAGCGCGGAAAUCUCUUGAAGGCUCUUGGCACACAGGUCGCUGAGCCAUUAAGGGCAAUGGUCAUGGGAGCUCCAUUGGUGGAUGCUCGACACUUAGCACAACGCUAUGAACGGAUGCGACAAGAAGCUGAAUCUCAGACUAUUGAAGUAUCAAAACGACAAGCUAAGGUUAGAGAGAAUCCUGGUAAUCCAGAACUAGUAAUGAAGUUGGAAUAUGCUGAAGCAAAACUACAAGAUCUUAAAUCAAGUAUGACCAUAUUGGGUAAGGAAGCAGCUUCUGCCAUGGCUGCUGUUGAAGAGCAACAACAAAACCAAACUCUCCAGCGGCUUAUAACUUUGGUUGAAGCAGAGCGUAGUUAUCACCAAAAGAUUCUUGAGAUUAUUGAACGGCUAGAAGGAGAGAUGAGAUUUGAGCAACAAAGAAUCGAAGAAGCGCCUCAAACUCCACAAGUAGAGAACAUCACAUCUUCACCUCCUCCUCCUUCAUAUGAAGAAGCUAGUAAUGGAGUCAAUGCUUCUCAGAUGCAUGAUGGAACAUCCGACGCCAUGGGGUACUUCUUAGGAGAGGUCAUGUUUCCUUAUCAAUCUGAUUCAGAAAUUGAGCUCAGCUUAUCGGUUGGAGACUAUGUUGUUAUCAGAGAGGUAACGAGUAGCGGGUGGGCAGAAGGAGAAUGUAAAGGAAAAGCAGGAAAGAAGCUAGGAGGUUUCCUUGGAGACAUAUAUCAGUUACCAACAAGUUCUCCAGAGACUCUUAUCAAUAAGUUCCAUCUAGCACUAACCAGAGGAAGAUGAUGAGUUUGUUUUGUGCUACUCUUAGUUAGCAAUCUACUAAACAUCAUGUUUA